AUGGGGGACUCUGAAUCAGAGUCUACUUUGCACAACAACUCACUGUGGUGGCUGGCAUGUGGGAUGUUAGCCCUGUUGGCCAACUCCUGGAUUAUCCUCAGCAUCACGGCCAAACAACAGAAACACAAGCCCCUGGAGCUGCUGCUAUGCUUCCUUGCUGGGACCCACAUCCUUAUGGCAGCAGUACCCCUCACCACCUAUGCCGUGGUGCAGCUGCGGCGUGAGUCCUCCGACUACGACUGGAACGAAAGCAUCUGCAAGGUCUUUGUCUCCACAUACUACACCCUGGCGCUGGCCACCUGCUUCACAGUGGCCUCCCUUUCCUACCACCGGAUGUGGAUGGUGAGAUGGCCAGUCAACUACCGAUUGAGCAAUGCCAAGAAGCAGGCUCUGCACGCAGUCAUGGGUAUCUGGAUGGUAUCAUUCAUCCUCUCCACCCUGCCCUCCAUCGGCUGGCACAACAAUGGCGAGCGCUACUAUGCCCGUGGCUGCCAGUUCAUUGUCAGCAAGAUAGGGCUGGGCUUCGGUGUCUGCUUUAGCCUCCUGCUGCUCGGAGGAAUUGUCAUGGGCUUGGUGUGCGUGGGUAUCACUUUCUACCAGACCCUGUGGGCACACAGAAGACGCCGGCGGUGCCGCCACCAGAGGGCAGAGGAAGCAUCAUCCUGCUCUUCAUCAGCACACACCACUUUCAAUGUGCCAGCCAUUGUAGUGGAGGAUGUACGAGGCAAAAGGAGGUCUUCACUGGAUGGCUCCGAGUCAGCCAAGACCUCCUUGCAGAUGACCAACCUCAUCAGCGCUAUUGUCUUCCUGUAUGACACACUCACUGGGGUGCCUAUCUUGGUUGUGAGCUUUUUUAGCCUGCGCUAUGAUACGGCCCCCACCUGGAUGGUCCUGGCUGUGCUCUGGUGCUCCAUGGUGCAGACCCUGCUGCUCCCCUCCUUCAUCUGGUCCUGUGAGCGCUACCGAGCAGAUCUCCGCACUGUGUGGGAGCAGUGUGUGGCUAUCAUGUCUGAGGAAGACGGAGAUGAUGAUGGUGUGUGUGAUGAUUAUGGCGAUGGCAGGAUCUGCAAAGUGAGAUUUGAUGCAAAUGGUGCUGCAGCUGUGAAACGGGACUCCCGGGACAUCAAGCUGCUACCCAUGCACCACAUGUUGUUGCCCCAGGACAAGGUGCACUACCUGCAGGUCCCUCUCUCUCGGAGAAUGUCACAUGAUGAGACUAACAUCUUCUCCGCCCACCGCUCCACUCCAUCCUUCCUACACAAGUGGUCUUCAUCUGAUGACAUCCGCAUUUCCACCCCCCGCAAGCCUGGAGGCCCCGGCUUCUUGCCUCCUCAGCUGCAUGACUACCAGCACCGCCGACGGCCCCCAGAAGAUGAGCUGACGACCCUACGGCAGUUUUUGGAGGGGGGGCUGAUGCCCCGGGGCUCCAGCUCCAGCGCCUGCUUCUUCCGAGAUGAGAUCACCACGUUCAUCGACGAGACGCCGCAACCCACCCCAGCCUGCAGCCCACGGCACUCCCGUCUCCCACUCACAUCACGCCGCGAUCGCCGCCUCUCCCUUGGCAGCAGAGAGGAGGAGAAUGCCGACCGGCCCCGGCGCCCCCCCUUGGCUGGCAACGAAGCCUGGCAUCUGCAGGACGGAGAGCAGGCGCCGUGUGAAAGGACCCUUGAGGCCUGCGAGGCACAGACCUUCCAGGAUCCCAAACUAUGAGAGACAGCAUCAAAAACAUUCAGUGCCAUCAUGAUUUUUAAAUAAAACUUCAAA
Molecule: messenger RNA, 1764 nt
Organism: Pygoscelis adeliae (Adelie penguin)
Lineage: Eukaryota; Metazoa; Chordata; Aves; Sphenisciformes; Spheniscidae
Gene: GPR162
Product: G protein-coupled receptor 162
Exons: 4
Coding region: 1-1710 (569 amino acids)
Biological process (GO): G protein-coupled receptor signaling pathway
Cellular component (GO): membrane
Molecular function (GO): G protein-coupled receptor activity
Source: RefSeq, a predicted model, not a curated record